Nannospalax galili (Upper Galilee mountains blind mole rat) is the source of this 4324-nucleotide messenger RNA. RefSeq names its product desmoglein 2 (gene Dsg2). Gene Ontology annotation, cellular component: desmosome; plasma membrane. The transcript is spliced from 15 exons. The record is from RefSeq and is a predicted model, not a curated record. Lineage: Eukaryota; Metazoa; Chordata; Mammalia; Rodentia; Spalacidae. The coding region runs from base 42 to 3413 and encodes 1123 amino acids. Gene Ontology annotation, molecular function: calcium ion binding. Gene Ontology annotation, biological process: homophilic cell-cell adhesion.
AGCCGGGCGAGGACCGGGGGCCAGGGCGGCGGAGCAGGGCGAUGGCGCGGAGCCCCGGGAGCCGGUGCGCGCUGCUGCUGCUGCAGCUGUUGCUGAUCUGCUCAGACUUUGGAAAUGGACUUCACUUAGAGGUCUUAAACACAAGAAGUGAAAAUAAACUGCUUCCUAAACGCACUCACUUAGUUCGGCAAAAGCGGGCGUGGAUCACCGCCCCUGUGACCCUUCGGGAGGGAGAAGACCUGUCCAGAAAGAACCCAAUUGCCAAGAUUCAUUCUGAUAUUGCAGAAGAAAGAGGACUAAAAAUUACCUACAAAUACACUGGAAAAGGGAUUACAGAGCCACCUUUUGGUAUAUUUGUCUUUGAUAAAAACACAGGAGAUCUGAACAUUACCAGCAUUCUUGAUCGAGAACAAACACCGUUUUUUCUGCUAACGGCUUAUGCUUUGGACUCAAGAGGAAACAACCUGGAGAAGCCAUUAGAACUUCGCAUCAAAGUUCUUGACAUCAACGACAAUGAACCCGUGUUCACACAGGAGGUCUUUGUUGGGUCUGUUGAAGAGUUGAGUGCAGCAUAUACACUUGUGAUGAAAAUCACCGCAACGGAUGCAGAUGAGCCCAAUACUCUGAAUUCGAAGAUCGCCUACAGAAUCGUAUCUCAGGAGCCCACAAACCCUGCAGUGUUCCACCUGAAUAGAGAAACUGGGGAGAUUUACACAACCAGUGUCACACUGGACAGAGAGGAACACAGCAGCUACUCUUUGAUUGUGGAGGCCAGAGAUGAUGAUGGAAAGAUCACAGAUAAGCCAGUCCAGCAGGCUCAAGUUCAGAUUCAGAUUUUGGAUGUCAAUGACAAUAUACCUGUAGUGGAAAGUGAAAUGUACGAAGGGAUGGUUGAAGAAAAUCAAGUCAACGUAGAAGUUAUGCGAAUUAAAGUGACUGAUGCGGAUGAAAUAGGCUCAGACAACUGGCUAGCAAAUUUUACAUUUGCGUCAGGAAAUGAAGAGGGCUAUUUCCACAUUGAGACUGAUGCUCAGACUAAUGAAGGGAUUGUGACCCUUGUCAAGGAAUUGGAUUAUGAGAAAAUGAAGACUCUGGACUUGAGUGUCAUUGUCACUAACAAAGCAGCUUUUCACAAGUCGGUCAGGGAUAAGUAUAAGCCCACACCCAUUCCCAUCUCCAUCAAGGUGAAAAACGUGCCCGAAGGCAUUCAUUUUAAAAGCAGCACAAUCUCAGUCUGGGCUAGUGAAGGAAUGGAUAAAUCCAGCCAGAGCCGGACCAUUGGAAAAUUUCAAGUUUUUGAUGAAGACACUGGACAAGCAGCCAAUGUAAAAUACGCAAAAGUUGAAGAUAUAGACAACUGGGUCUCUGUGGAUUCUGUCACAUCAGAAAUUAAACUUGUAAAGAUUCCUGAUUUUGAAUCUAGAUAUGUCCAAAAUGGUACCUACACUGUAAAGGUUGUGGCCAUAUCUGAUGAUCAUCCUAGAAAAACUAUCACUGGCACUGUCCUUAUCACAGUUGAAGACAUCAAUGACAAUUGUCCCAGGCUGGUGGAGCCAGUGCAGAAUAUCUGUAAUGAUGCACCAUAUGUGAAUGUCACUGCAGAGGACCUGGACGGACCCAAGAACAGUGGGCCAUUCAGUUUCUCCAUCAUUGACAAGCCACCAGGAACGGCAGAGAAAUGGAAAAUAACACACCAAGAAAGUGCCAGCGUGCUGCUGCAGCCCAGCGAGCAGAAGCUGGGGAGAAGCGAGAUCCCGCUCCUGAUUCUGGACAGCCAGGGCCUCAGCUGCCCCGAGAGGCAGGUCCUGCAGCUCACGGUGUGCGAGUGUCUGCGUGGUGGUGGCUGUGCCGAAGCCCAGUACGACAACUACGUGGGCCUGGGCCCCGCCGCAGUCGCCCUCAUGAUCCUGGCCUUUCUGCUCUUGCUGCUCGUGCCGCUCCUACUACUGAUAUGCCAUUGUGGAGAGGGCGCCAAAGGCUUCACCGCCAUUCCUGGCACCAUAGAGAUGCUGCACCCUUGGAAUAAUGAAGGGGCACCACCCGAGGACAAGGUGGUGCCAUCGCUCCUGGUGGUGGAUCACGAGAAUUCAGGAGUAAGAAAUGGAGUAGGCGGUGCGAUGCUGAAGGAAAGUACCAUGAAAGGAAGUAGCUCUGCUUCCGUUACCAAAGGGCAGCAUGAGUUUUCUGAGGUUGACGGACACGGACGAUGGGAAGAACGCAGGAGCCUCCUUACUUCCGGGACCACUCAUGUUAUAGGGGCAGCAGGAGCCAACACAGGCAGUGAAGCCCUAAGGAUCACAAGAACCACAGGGGCCUCCAGGGACAUGAGUGGAGCUCGAAAAGGUGCUGUAGCAGUCAAUGAGGCAUUCCUAAGAAACUAUUUUACUGAGAAAAUAGCCUCCUAUGCUGAAGAAGAUGACCUCCACAUGGCCAAAGACUGCCUUCUGGUUUACUCUCAGGAAGAAACAGAAUCUCAGCGGGGCUCCAUUGGCUGCUGCAGUUUUAUUGAAGGAGAGCUUGACGAUCGCUUCCUGGAUGACUUGGGACUGAAAUUCAGGACACUAGCUGAAGUCUGCUUAGGUCAAAAAAUCGAUCUGGACAUGGACGUGGAGCAGAGGCAACAGCCUGUCCGAGACGCAGGUGUGAACCCCGAGGCACACUCACACUAUACGCAGACAACAGUUCAUUCAGAGAAGGCCUACUCCUCUGAUGGCAGCUUUCCAGUCCCAAAACCUCGGCGCCAGGCGCAUGCAGACAGAGUCACUCAGGAAAUUCUCACCGAGAGCUCUGUGUCAUCUAGGCAGACUCAGAAGGUAGUGCCACCCCUUCCUGACCCAGUAGCUGCUAGUAAUAUUAUAGUGACAGAAACCUCCUAUGCCACUGGCUCUACAGUGCCACCCAGCACGGUGAUCCUGGAUCCAGGACAGCCGCAGAGCCUUAUCGUGACAGAGAGGGUAUACGCCCCAGCAUCCACCUUGGUGGAUCAGCAUUAUACCAAUGAAGGAAAUGUCUUGGUGACUGAGAGAGUGAUCCAGCCUAACGUGGGUGUCCCUAACCCCCUCGAGGUCACCCAGCAUCUGAAAGAUGCACAAUAUGUGAUGGUAAGGGAAAGAGAGAGUGUCCUUGCUCCCAGCUCAGGGGUACAGCCUACUCUGGUUCCGUCCAGUGUGGCAACAGGACAGAAUGUGACAGUCACAGAGAGAGUGCUGGCUCCUGCUUCCACUCUGCAGUCCGGUUACCAGAUGCCCAGUGAAGCCUCUGUGAAGGCUAGGAAGACAGUGGUUUCCAGAACUGGGUUCCCAGACCCUCUGCCAAAUUUAGAUUCAGAGGAAUCUGGUCAUCCUAAUUCUGCCGUAACCACAUCAUCCACCAGGGUCACCAGACAUAGCACAGUGCAGCAUUCGUACUCAUAAGCAGCAGCCAGCCCCACUCCAACCCAGGUGAACUAGCGAGGACAGAUAAGGUUUUCCAUGUGCCUAGCCUUUCAUAAGCCCCACACAUGCAGACUUGAACACUGAGAAAGGUCACUGAUAUGCCACAGGCCACACUCUCUGAUUCCAGGGCUGCAUUUCAGAAAUGCUCCAUGAUAGACCAAGGGAGGAGGGAAGAAGCUGGCUCCUGAUCUCCUAAGUGCCUUUUAGGGAGCUGCGCAAGCCACAGUCACAGGACAAAGUAAACAGAGGGUAAAACUGGCUUCUGAGAAUUUACCAGAUUAAUUCAGUUUCUAGUUCAUCAGCUGUCCAGGAGAGCAACCCAGGAAAGUGAGUCUCUGCAUAUCAGAUUAAUAUUUAACAUAGAUGUUUGAAACUGGGUCUCUGCAUAUCACAUUAAUAUUUAACACAGAUGUUUGAUACCUGGUAUAUUACGAUACUUAACAUUGGAACCCCUUUUCUUCUUUUGUCUUUUUGAGACAGGGUCUCCCUGUAGCCCCAGCUGGCCUGGCACUAGCUAUGUAGACCAGGCUGACCUCGAUCUCACAGAGAUCUACCUGUCUCUGCCUCCUGAGUGUUGGGAGUAAAGGCGUGCACCACCAUACCCAAAAGCAUUGGAACCCUUUUAAUUUGGGUAAAAUCGAAUUUUAGAACACUGACAUGAUAAAGAUAUGUACUGUGCAUUUCUGUGCUCUUGACAUACAUGUACAACAUGUCCUGUGAUCUCAGAAAUGACAUAGUAUUUCCCCUUGUCUUUCAACAGUCAUGAAAAUUUGGGUGCUUCAAAUUCAGCUAAAUAAAUAAUCCAGGAUAAAAGUCACAAAUAUAAAAUAAUUUUUACUUAGUAUGGUAAUAUUUUAUGAAGAAAAAUUCAGGGUGUAUUUUUUUCUUAG